Molecule: messenger RNA, 1620 nt
Organism: Trichomonas vaginalis G3
Lineage: Eukaryota; Parabasalia; Trichomonadida; Trichomonadidae
Exons: 1
Coding region: 1-1620 (539 amino acids)
Source: RefSeq, a predicted model, not a curated record
AUGACGGAACGAUUUGAAGUACAUGAAGAUACUGCAGUUAUCUAUGAUCCUGAACUUAUUAAAGACAUUGUUACCUUGUUAGGACUUCCAACUCAGGUUAAUAAACUCGUUUUUUCUCCAAAAAAUCUAACAACACAAGUAGAAAAAGCUGUUGAUAAAACUAUUGGUGGUCAUCGUAUUGAGAGAGCAGCAAAAGUUGAAAUCAAAACCAUUUACGAUGAUUUAAUGGAAAAAUAUAAUUUCAAAUUUGCAUCUCCUGAUUUUACAACAGCUGAAUUAUCACUUCCUGAAGAUAUUGCUAAAAUUUUAUACGUUGUUCAUGGAUUUUCUCGUCCAGAAGAUUCCAAACCAAUAAAAUUCGAGAAUAACGAUUUCAAGUUUGUUGCAAAUGUAUCAUUUGCCGCAAAAAUCGACCCAUCAGAUAAUAAAUAUACAUUUGGUCCUAUGAAACUUACAUCAAUUCAAACACAAAAUAAGAAACAAUCCCAAAAUUCCAAAAAGAAAGUUUUCCAAGCUAUUUACAACACGUUUUGUCUUGAUUCAAUCAAGAAUAUGUACAGAUUCGUUUUACUGGCCCAAGAAUACGGAUUUUCAUUAAAGGACGAAAUUGUUCAAUUAGAAGAAGACGGAACAAUCCCAUCCGACAUCCGCCAAGAUCUUUCUUUGAACUUAUGCAGAAGCUCUUUAGAUCCAUUACCAAAUGCCAGAGCUUUUGGCCAUAAACAAUUUAUUCCUAUUCCUAUGGCUGUUUUCUUGGUUGAAGCUUUAGCGUUGAACCAAACUGAUGAGGAGAAGGGAUACGAUCAAAAGAGAUUCCUUAAAAGCAAAACAAUUUACAAAUUAUUAUUACCAGCAAUUCUUCCAGUUGCCUUUGAACUUGAAGGCCAAUAUGUUGCUAUAUCAUUUGCUGAUUACAUGGGUAUCAAAGCAGUUCAAAUUUGCCAAAGAUUAACAACAAUUGUCCAAAGAAUUUUUGUUCCAUUGAAAAACUCAUCAAGAUCCAUUUACGCUCAAUUAGAUGAUGUUCUUUACAACAUAUACAGCCAGAGUCAGAUAAUCCAGAGCAACCAAACCCAAGAUUACAUCUCAGUAAUGACAAAACAACAAAAAACAGGAAAAUUCCAUAAUUCUUCAAACGAAAUCGUUAAAAUGAGGUACGAAUUAAAGCCUGCACCCAAGACAGAAGGCCUCACAAAUAUCUACAUCUAUAUGUUCCCUCUUUCCACUGCAAAAGAUGAAAUCGACCAAAUUACUGAAAAAUUCAAAGAAAAUGUUUAUAAAAUUUUUGAAGAAAUUGCUUAUUACGAGUGCCCGCUUUGCAAUUGCCAGAGUUGCCACAAAGUACACAGCUGCCCAAGAGGACAACACACAGGAGAAAGAAUCUCAUUCAAAGGGAAAAACGGUGAAGAUGUUAUGGAAGAAAAAAUUCAAGUUCUCGAUGAAAAUACUGGACAAACAAUCACACAGACAAAGGUUUGCUAUUCCUGCUGCGGAACACAGAUCUUGGAGAUCUCUCCAGGAUGCAUAGAAUCAGACAAACACGUAAUGCCUGAUGAAAACAACCUUGAUGAAUUCGAUUAUAAAAUUUGGUCAAAGCUAAAUUAUACUGUAUUAAUUUAA